Molecule: messenger RNA, 1577 nt
Organism: Coffea arabica (coffee)
Lineage: Eukaryota; Viridiplantae; Streptophyta; Magnoliopsida; Gentianales; Rubiaceae
Product: zinc finger CCCH domain-containing protein 15-like
Molecular function (GO): mRNA binding; metal ion binding
Source: RefSeq, a predicted model, not a curated record
GCCAAACUACCACUUCCCUCACUUUUGUUUUUUUGUUUGGUUUAAAUUCUUCCCACCCAAGCAAUGUCCAGAGAAUUUCACCAACCAUAUGAAAUGAAUCCGGAGUUUCCAAACCCAUGGAUGUGAUUGCUGCAUCCUCUCGCUCCUUCAUAACCAACCCCAGAUCAUAUUACUACUUCCUUGUUCCUUCACGCUGUAUAGUGUUUUCCCGUACAUCCCAUACCCAAUCCCAACGCUACUCUACUCGUGAAAGAUUAGCAUAUCCUCCUCACCGGAACCUUGGCCACCACCGCCGCCAAGCAAAUAUACGCCCUCCUCCGACAUCGCCACCACAUCACCGUUAAACCGGUACUCCGCACUUAUCUCUCAAUUUUCGAGCUCUUCCUCCCUCCUACGAUACCAUGACAGACGAAGUAGUCACCCCCGAUCGCUGCCAUUCUGACUCCAGCCUCAUCCUCGAGUACCAGCAGCUCUACAACCGCUAUGCAUUUUGCCUCGCCAACCUCCGCGAAUCCAUCAAAGAAGUGCAGGCUCUCGGUCAAGACAACGAAUCUCUCCGCCUCGCAAAUGCCGACUUAGUUCACCGCCUCAGUCUCCUCUCCCGAGCCACCAUCCACAACUGCCUCCUCUCCGACUUCAACCGCCUCAGAAUCAGUGGAAACGAUACUCCCUCGCCGCGCUUAUACUCUCGCGAGGCCUCACCCGCUCCGGGUCCCGAUGUCAUCCAACAAAACCGCUUCCAACGACGGCACCUCGCCGAACGAGUCUCCCUCCCUAAGAGCAUUUCCAUUCGCUCCGCCGGCUAUCUCAAGUUUAAACCCAAAUCUGCUGGAAAAUAUGAAGCUCCGACGACUCAGGCCUCGAGUCCAAACCGAGUUAACUCUCCGCCCUUACCAGAUUCGGAGAAGGCUAGGCAAAGGGUGUACGUAGCAGGGGGAGGGAGAGAGGAAGAGGCGUCGCAGUUCGAGGUGUACAACCAAGGGAUGUCCAAGACGGAGCUGUGUAACAAGUGGCAGGAGACCGGAAGUUGCCCUUUUGCUGGAAACUGUCGAUUCGCACAUGGGAUCAUGGAGCUGCGUCCGGUGAUAAGGCACCCUCGUUACAAGACUGAGGUUUGCCGGAUGGUUCUUGCUGGGGAUAUCUGCCCCUAUGGUCACCGAUGCCAUUUUCGUCACUCCCUUUCCUGAGACCUUUUAUUGCUUCUAGCUAAUACUGACUGAUCACUUAAGUUGAAAGCGGAUACAGGAUUCAUUCAUUGAUUUCUACACAUUUAUAGAUCAUUGAGAUGUACUGCUUAUUGGUACGUACUUAGCUGCUUGAUAGCUCAAGUGUUGAUUGUUUCCAUGAUGGACUAUAUAUUGUGCAAGUAUUAGUACGCAACAGUAGCAUGCGGUUUUGCAGGUCCUUAAUUCUGUUCAAUGUUGUAGAGGAGUGUUCUUAAUUUGUUGGCAUUUUCGUGUUUUUCCAUCCUAUGUUGGAGAUUUCAGUUGUACGGCAGAAGCAAUAAUGCUUUUAUUUCUUGUCAAGAGAUCAAAUUAAUAAGGUGGAUGCUGCAGACGACUGGGAAGCCCUGGCUG